This is a messenger RNA of Adineta ricciae, 624 nucleotides long. NCBI's taxonomy places the organism in Eukaryota, Metazoa, Rotifera, Eurotatoria, Adinetida, Adinetidae. The record is from the annotation of a GenBank genome assembly.
AUGGUAGAAAAUAUUGGCAUCAUUGAUACUCCGAAGAUUUAUCAACGCAACUCGGCUUCCAUUCCCCUAGCUUUGAAAGAGAAAGCGAAGAAUUUCUAUUGUCGUGAUGACAUUAGUUGCCAAGCGCCAGGGAAUCAUGAUUCAAUCACAGUAAAAGACGACGGAACAAUGCUAAAAGUCCAAAAACGCUCUCUUCUGUAUACACUGAACGAAGUCUAUCGACUAUCCCUCAACGAGAAUACCGACGAUCGGAUCAGUUGCUCCUCCUUCAAAGAAUUGCGACCACCUAAUGUUCUCUAUAAGUCAUUGACAUCACACAGUAUGUGCAUUUGCUUAUACCAUGAGAACGUUUUGUUACUCAUACAAGCGUUAAAUGCUCACAUCGAUGGUUUUGGCACCAUUGGAUUUAACACAUUUGUGAAGUUACUCGUCUGCAACGACAUGAAUGAAUCAUGUAUGUUUACCGAGUGUGAUCCGUGUCGUGAUCAAUUUCGAACUCGGGCCAUCGAUCAUACUGGUACUGUGAGAGAUUGUGUGAAGUAUCUGCACGAUCGCAUUGAGCAGUACCUAUUUCAUGUCUUCAUCAAAUGGCGACAAUCUGAAUAUUUCCAGAGCGCGCACUAG